GGCUUCCAGUGAAUAUGAAAAAAAUCGUGAGGAUAGAACUGAAAAUAAGAAUGAGAAGGAAGGUUUGGAAAAAAGUCAUCAAAAUCGACGCGGAUGGAGUCUUGUGGUCGUAAAUAACAAAAAACAUAAAGCAAAUGGACCAGAUAACGAUGUUAUUAGUGCAAUUCAAUAUGGCAAUAUCCACUCUGGGGAAGGAGGAAGUGAUGUAAUCACAGGAAAUGGGCCUUAUACAAGAUAUCAGCAAAAAAUUGUACCGUAUAGGGGUUAUGGUGAUUAUUCUGGAGGAGAAAAUAAUAUUAUGUACCAUUUAGAACAUAAUAAUGAAGAUUCACAUGAUAAAGAAAACGUUGGAUCAAGAACGGUAUACCAGUUAGAACACAAUGAUAAACAUUCAGGUCACGAAGAAAGUUUUGGGUCAAAAACAUUUCAAAAACAAAAACUAGAGCCGUUGCAAGUUGAGGAACAAGUGAAGAAACUGUGUGCUAACGCCAAAGCGAACCUUUUGGACUUUUGGAAAGUCGCAGCUGGUUACUUCGGCUUGGAUAAUAAAAACCUGAGUGAUAAACAGAAGAUGGAUUUAUUUCUAACAAUUCUAAGAUCAGUUGACGGUACGAAACAGGCUAAGACUCUUGGCUUGAAACCACAAGAAUCAAAACUGUCACCAAUAGAACCAGUAACUGAAAAUCCCGCAGAUAUUUAUUGGUCAAAUGAUAACAAAGCAGAAAAACAGCAAUACCGGGAACCACCAAACACAGGAGGAUUUGAAGAAAAGGUCGUCUUUAAAGAUCAGCAAGAACCAAGCCAAAAAGAGUCUGGUUUAUAUGGAUUAGAUCUUCAAGAUUUCUCGCUAGUAAAUGAAGAUGCACCAGUUAAACCUAAUUCUGUUUUCGAUGUGGUUUCAAAUGAUAAGCAAAUUUUCAAUAAAAAGGAAGAAGACGGCAGUAAAGAACAUUCUUUAGAUUUCAAUAAAUCUGAAGAAUCAGAACGUGGGUUUGACCCUACAUUAGAACAAGAAGUCUUGAAUGAAAUUGUAAAAACUACUCCAAAACCCGAGUUUGAAUUAGAUCUACAACAUGAUGAUCGACGCACCGAUGAUGAUGAUGCAUUAGUUCAAAUUAAUGAUGAUUCUAAUAUAGAUGUUGAAAAAAGCAGAGAAUAUGUCACUAAACAUAGUCCCAAAUUAGGGACAGACUUUGGAAGUUCACAAAUAGAAAACGAAGAAAUUGAAAACGUUUCAGAUGAAGUAACAGUUGGCCCUUACAUCGAUAAUUAUAACGAUACAUUAUCGUCAAGUGAAUCAAAUGCACCUGUUUCUAAAGAAAAUGUAUCAUCUGAUGUGACGGAAAAUAAUAACGAUUUUGUUGAACAACCAAAAGAAGUCACUGAUUCAGAAGAUGUAAAUAAAGAAUUGAUUGAAUUAACGCAACCUGAUGAAGACAAAACUCCAAGCGAAGAAGUUGCUAAUGCACAUAAAGAUCACGAAUUCGAAAUUUUCGGUUUAGAAGAUUCUGAAGAGACUUCUAAAGUAGGGAAACCUAAUAAAUUAUCAUUGCUGCUCACACUACUAAAAGGACUACCUAAAGACAAAAGAGCUAGAAUACUGUUACUGCUAAAGGCUCUAAAGGCAAAACAUAAAGACGGUAAUCAAGUAGAAAGUCUAGACGAUAUUACUGAUGCAAAUAAUUCUACUGCAGAGUUGGAAUCACUGUUAAAAGGCUUGAAAGGAGAACCUAAGGAUAAAUUAGCAGAAAUAUUGCUACAUUUCAUAGCGAAGAAAAAAGCACAUCCUAAAUUAUUAGUCAAAUAUAAAGUAGCCUUAAAAAGUAAUGGACAGGCUGAAGCUAAUAACGAUUUAUCAGAUCAAAGCGGGUCUGAUGAUUCUGACUCAAAAAAUAAUGAAUCUGAUGAAGUAAAACCUCGUCCGAAACUUCACCUAAAGUGGAAUGUACAUCUCAAACCUACAAAUGAUUUAAAAGGAAUGCUUUUCCAAAUAAUCUCCAAGUUCAAUCAACACGGAAUAUCAGAUGAAGCAUUGCAAGAAAUAAAUUCUGAUCUUGAUAAGGCUCUGACUGAAAACGAUGACGUCAGUGACUGUCAAACCAAGGUACUUAACGAAAAAAUUAAUGAAAUAAAGAAAGGUUUUCAAAAACUAUUGAAACUAAGACAGGAAGGAGAUGCGAGCAGUGAAAAUGAUCAAUAAAUUCAACAAAUAAUUUAGA
Molecule: messenger RNA, 2219 nt
Organism: Ostrinia furnacalis (Asian corn borer)
Lineage: Eukaryota; Metazoa; Arthropoda; Insecta; Lepidoptera; Crambidae
Exons: 2
Coding region: 299-2200 (633 amino acids)
Source: RefSeq, a predicted model, not a curated record